AUGGAUGUGAAUGAACUUGAACUACAUCCAAGAAUAUUGGAUGCGAUCAAAAGAGCUAAAUUGACAGUAGAAAAGACACUCUGCCUUUCAGCAGCAGAUCUUUCGAGGUUAACAAAACUGUCGACCAGUGAUGUUGGUCAUUUACUCUACGAGGUAUCUAAAAGUGUUCCAAGAAUCCCCAUGGCUAUAGCUCUUGAUAUAAAAGAAGAGAGAUGUCAUGCAUCUUUGAAGGUUCGUUAUGUAAAGACAGGCUGUGAAGUUUUAGAUGACUUCCUUAGAGGUGGAAUCCUAUCACAGGGAAUCACAGAAAUAGCUGGUGAAAGUGCUGCUGGAAAAACACAGUUAUGUAUGCAGUUAUGUUUAACAGUACAAUUACCCUGUCACAUGGGUGGCUUAGCUGGAGGUGCUGUGUACAUAUGUACUGAAGACGUCUUUCCCAGUAAACGACUUCAUCAGAUGAUAAAGUAUUUCAAUAGAAAGUUAGGACCUGAGUUAGAGAUGCAAUUGGCAGUGGGAGAUCAUAUUUUUGUGGAACAUGCUUCAGACCAGCUCACUGGUAUUUCACAAUUUGUUUUUGUUAAGCAGGAAAGUUUAUGGAAAUGUAUAAAUCAGCGAGUCCCUGUACUGCUUGCUAGAGGAAUGGUUAAAUUCAUUGUCAUUGAUUCCAUUGCUGCGUUAUUCAGAGGUGAAUAUGACUUCAGUGAAGCUGCCAAAAGAGCUCACCAUCUCAGAUCAUUUGGGGAUCAGUUACGUAAAUUAAAUCAGCAGUACAAUGCUCCUGUAGUGUGUGUUAAUCAGGUCAGUGCUAAUAUGAAAGGUGACAGUGAAUAUGGACGCUAUGAAUUUAUCCCAGCUUUGGGACUUUCAUGGUCUAAUUUAGUAACUUGCAGAUUAUUACUCUCUCGAACCAGUAUGACAAUAGACAUUAAUGAUCCAGACACAGGAAACAAUGCUGUUGCUAAAGUUCGAACAAUGGAGGCAAUGUUUGCACCACAUUUACCCAGAGAUUUGUGCUAUUAUGUCGUUGAUGCCAAGGGAGUCCAUGGACUCAGGUGAUGACAAUAUGAACAAUAUGGUGCAUUUAUUCCACAGUUCUGCUCCAUAACUCAUAUAAGUCUUUUACUUAUGAGAAUCCAUCAAAGUGUCACAAUUAUGUUAUUGAAUAUUACACUAAGGAUUGACCACCUUAAUCUUUUAUUGAAUUUUACUGGUACAUCUACAUCAAGC
Molecule: messenger RNA, 1227 nt
Organism: Saccoglossus kowalevskii
Lineage: Eukaryota; Metazoa; Hemichordata; Enteropneusta; Harrimaniidae
Product: DNA repair protein XRCC3-like
Biological process (GO): double-strand break repair via synthesis-dependent strand annealing; t-circle formation; resolution of mitotic recombination intermediates
Cellular component (GO): Rad51C-XRCC3 complex; replication fork
Molecular function (GO): ATP-dependent DNA damage sensor activity; four-way junction DNA binding; ATP binding
Source: RefSeq, a predicted model, not a curated record